GAUCGGGCUGCCCAUGCGGGCUGCACAACUCUCUUGCAGCAACUAAAAUAAUGUACGAGGGCGAAUUGAUGCCGGAGGGCGAGACGCCGGCUGCGGCGCGCCCCUCACUGCUGUCCAGACUGUCCUCCUGGCGGGCGCCGGCUGAGCCGGAGACCAAGGAGGUCCAUGCGCCGGAGGGCUCGCUAGGACUGUGUUUCGAGCGAGAGAGCACUGUGCUUUCACGCAUCAAGGACACUUCGCCUUUACUGAACAAGGUGCAGGUGGGCUGGACGCUCGUCAGCAUCGAUGGAGAGGACGUGAGCCGCAUGAACGGCCGGCAGGUCACCAAGCUCCUGACCUCGCGCGUGCACGACCCGGACGGGAGACGAUUAAGUUUUACGACGGGAGAGACACGGCCCGUCGCGGCCGGCGAGGUGCUGCCCGAAUUCGAGGGCGAGGGGGAACAGCCCACUGGCUGCGAGGUCCCGGCGGAGCCCGAGGAGCCGGAUUUGGAGCAGGGAACCAACGCACUUGUCACGUCGUCUGACACGGCGGUUGUCCGUGCCGGAGUAGGUGCCUUCGGGAUAAAACUCCUCACGCUGGUCCGGCCCGAGCACGCGCUCCGCUUUUCCCACGCCGCGACCCUGCGCGACGGAGGCAGCGCGCCGCUGACGGCCGGCGGCCUCAACGUCGGUCUCUUAUUUCCGGACCAGCAGCUAGGAAAUUCUGACGUGGACUUUAUCAAUGUGGGCGUUGGCGUGCAACCCAUCGACGUUCGUCUUCACGGGUCGUGCGUCUUGUGGGACAGUCCAAAACUUGGCGAGCUGCUCCUCCACGUCGCGCCUCAUCGGAAGCUGUGCGAAGGUGCACCGCUCCUGCUCACCGGGGCGGGAGAGAACUGGAAACUCGAAUUCGAACAACGCGCGCAACCGUCGUGCGUCAUCGCGGUGACGAGCGCAGGGCGGUUCGAUGGCAACUCGUGCUCCUUUAAGAUCGAUUCGACGGUGGUCGAGUACAAGCCCCACCGUGGCUUCAACUUCCUUGUCCUCGAGGCGGACGGCAAAAUCGUCGAGACGCGACACUUCGACUUGUGGGACGACGAAGAGGCGCCCGACGAUAUGAAAACCUACGUCAAGGGCCUAGCGCGAGGCACUCUCGUGCUCGUCGCGGGGAAAGAUGAAGGUACACAGAGACUGACUACGGCACUGAAGACGACCAUGGCCGACGCCUUCGGGACCCAGGAGCUCGCAAGCCUCGGCUACAGAGAGUCAUACGCGGCGAUCCUCAUCAAGGACCGCCCGCCAAUUGAUGAGAAGCGCACGGCAUGCCACGCGGGACCGGCUCGCGCGUACUCUGUCCGUUUUGACUUCGUCCUGCAGGCAGAUGGUACGAUCGCACCGCGUGCCGCGCCGCACCUACGGAUCGGUGGUGUAUACGAGCGUCUCAAUCCCCCCGAGAGCGCCCGUCGCUACUCCUCGGUGUGGUCAGAUUGCGGCGGGUGCUUGCCGUUCUGCCCCUGCUGUCCAUGCGCCACGGAGUGGGCAUGUCUUCUUUUUUGUCUCUGUCCGCUGAACAAGAGCAUGCUCGACAGUCCCGAUGCCUGGGCUUCGGCGUGGCCCACGGGUUGCGAUUGGAUACAAAUCGAUUUGAAGAAUGGCUCGGGUGUCAACUGUUGGAUCGUCGCUGGGAUCAUCGUCCAAGGCUGCAAUUCUCGGUCCUACGGGGCGGAGCGAGUGACGCAGCUUUCGGUGAGCUACAAACGCUCCAACUACAGCCAGUGGGAAAAGGCGCAACCCUCGCGCAUGGACGUGGUUGGAUCCAAAAAUAACGACGACACGCACCACGUUUUGUACUUCGAUGAGCCGGUGGUCGCGCGUUACAUCCGCGUGGAACCGACGCUUUGGCACGGUCAUCCCACCAUGCGCUGCGGUUUUAUUGCGCGACCUGCAUCGACGGAACAGACCGUUCCUCAGGCUCCCUCGGAGGAGGAAAUAGAGCGCUAGCUGCGCGCCCUUUUUUUUACGCACUGGCAUUCGACCUUUCAAUUUCAUUAGCCGGGCCCUCCCGAGUAAUCUUUCGCACUUCCAUUCAUUCAUUA
This is a messenger RNA of Pelagomonas calceolata, 2077 nucleotides long. The record is from the annotation of a GenBank genome assembly. NCBI's taxonomy places the organism in Eukaryota, Pelagophyceae, Pelagomonadales, Pelagomonadaceae.